Pelodiscus sinensis (Chinese soft-shelled turtle) is the source of this 949-nucleotide messenger RNA. It is a transcript of the gene CSNK2B, whose product is annotated as casein kinase 2 beta. Lineage: Eukaryota; Metazoa; Chordata; Testudines; Trionychidae. The record is from RefSeq and is a predicted model, not a curated record. Gene Ontology annotation, molecular function: protein kinase regulator activity. Gene Ontology annotation, cellular component: cytoplasm; protein kinase CK2 complex.
CCCUGCUUCUAGCGUGAGGUCAGCGUAAUUAACCCUUCAUGGCCGGUACCAAUUAACGUGCCGGGGCAGAUGAGCACGCGGGGCGCCAUGGAGUACAGCAGAGCCAGCACCCGGCGGAGCAGCACCAGCAUCAAGGAGGAGGACGGGAAGAUGAGCAGUUCCGAAGAGGUCUCCUGGAUUUCCUGGUUCUGUGGCCUGCGUGGAAAUGAGUUCUUCUGUGAGGUGGAUGAGGACUAUAUCCAGGACAAGUUUAACCUGACGGGGCUGAAUGAGCAAGUCCCCCAUUACCGCCAGGCGCUCGACAUGAUCCUCGACUUGGAGCCAGAUGAGGAGCUGGAAGAUAACCCCAACCAGAGCGACCUGAUCGAGCAGGCGGCCGAGAUGUUGUACGGGCUGAUCCACGCCCGGUACAUCCUCACCAACCGUGGCAUCGCCCAGAUGCUUGAGAAAUACCAGCAGGGGGAUUUUGGCUACUGCCCUCGGGUCUAUUGUGAAAACCAGCCCAUGCUGCCCAUUGGCCUGUCCGACAUCCCCGGCGAGGCCAUGGUGAAGCUCUACUGCCCCAAGUGCAUGGACGUCUACACCCCCAAGUCUUCCCGCCACCACCACACGGACGGCGCCUACUUCGGGACCGGCUUCCCCCACAUGCUCUUCAGUGAGUACAGGCCCAAGCGGCCAGCCAAUCAGUUCGUCCCCAGGCUCUACGGCUUUAAGAUCCACCCCAUGGCUUAUCAGCUGCAACUGCAGGCCGCCAGCAACUUCAAGAGCCCUGUCAAGACCAUCCGCUGAUCCUUUGCCCAUCUCCUCAGCCAGCUCCUUUUCCUCCACCGUUUCCACCUUGGACAGGGCCACUUUGAUUUUUUUGGGGGAGAGGUCCCCUUGGACUGGUCUGAAUUCCUUUCCCCUCCCCCCCCAAGCUUUCCCCCCUCGUGUCUGAUUUUCAUUCCUU